AUAAACCUCUCACUACUAGUCCCCGUUUUUCUCUCUCUACUGGUUUGUGUAGUUUUCAAACGCUAUGACCACUGUCGCCAUUGCCGGAGCUCUUUCUCUACCCAUUUCUCUCUGUAAAUCAUCUAAAUACAGCUCCAAAAAGGGUAUUAAAGGAGGGUUUGGGGUGUUUGCUGUAAUUGGAGAGGAAGGUGGGUUGGUGGCGAAGAAAAGCGUUUUAGGGACGAUUUUUGAUGUGGAAGAUCCAAGGUCUAAAUUCCCACAAUGUAAAGGGAAGUUUUUGGAUGUAUAUCAAGCUCUGGAAGUGGCUAGAUAUGAUAUAGAAUAUUGCGAUUGGCGAGCUCGGCAGGAUGUCCUCACUAUUAUGCUUCUCCAUGAAAAGGUUGUUGAAGUUCUAAAUCCCCUUGCUCGAGAGUACAAAUCGAUUGGGACAUUGAAGAAGGAGCUUGCUGGGUUGCAAGAAGAAUUAGCAAAAGCUCAUACGCAGGUUCAUAUAUCUGAAGCAAGGGUGGAAACUGCUUUUGAUAAACUAGCUUACAUGGAAGAAUUGGUUAACGACAGGCUUUUACAAGACAGGAACACAGCAGAAGCCCCGUCUCCUUCUCCCAGCACAUCAUCAACAUCUUUAGAUACUGUGAAUAAAAAGCUUCCUCAAAAAAUCCUCAAUGUGUCGGGUCCAGUUCGACCUUACCAUCAUAGACUAAAGAAUUUUUGGUAUCCUGUGGCUUUCUCCACUGAUCUGAAACAUGACACUAUGAUUCCAAUUGAGUGCUUUGAGGAACCAUGGGUUGUCUUUCGUGGAAAAGAUGGGAAGCCUGGAUGUGUUCAGAACACUUGUGCACAUAGAGCGUGUCCUCUUCACCUUGGUUCAGUAAAUGAAGGCCGCAUCCAGUGUCCCUAUCAUGGGUGGGAGUACUCAACAGAUGGAAAAUGUGAAAAGAUGCCAUCAACUCGUUUGGUUAAUGUGAAGCUCAAAUCAUUGCCUUGUUUCGAGCAAGAGGGAUUGAUAUGGAUUUGGCCUGGCAAUGACCCUCCUGCAGCCACUCUUCCUUCUUUACAACCUCCUCCGGGAUUCUGUGUUCAUGCUGAGAUUGUCAUGGAACUUCCAGUGGAACAUGGGCUACUUCUGGAUAACCUGUUAGAUCUUGCACACGCUCCAUUUACCCAUACUUCCACUUUUGCCAAGGGUUGGGCUGUUCCCAGUUUAGUAAAAUUUUUGACACCUGCAUCUGGCCUCCAAGGAUACUGGGACCCUUAUCCAAUAGAUAUGGAAUUUCGACCACCUUGUAUGGUGUUAUCAACCAUUGGGAUCUCAAAGCCUGGAAAACUAGAGGGACAGAGUGCAAAGCAGUGUGCAACCCAUCUUCACCAACUUCACGUAUGCCUACCUUCAUCAAGACAGAAAACAAGAUUAUUGUAUAGGAUGUCCCUGGAUUUCGCUCCUGUGCUGAAACACAUUCCAUUCAUGCAUUACCUCUGGAAGCAUUUUGCUGAACAGGUCUUGAAUGAGGAUCUAAGACUUGUAAUCGGGCAGCAAGAACGGAUGAUCAAUGGAGCAAAUGUAUGGAAUAGACCAGUAGUCUAUGAUAAACUAGGAGUAAGAUACAGGUUAUGGAGAGAUGCCGUUGAGCAAGGAGAGAAGCAACUACCCUUCAGCAAAUAAAUACAAAAUCCAAUGAACUGAACUUCUUUGAUCCCUUGCCACAAUGGGCUUCCCUCUUCAACUUGCACACCACCAGCUAAUGAUCGUUAUGCUGCAGCAUUGGCCAAGGAUACCCAAUAAGACUCACCGGAAACUGUUCAUUGAGCAGAGGCAAGAGAGGAUGUAGACUCCAGAUAGAAGCCCUGGUAAGAUCAGAGAAACUGUACACUAAUCUUAUUUCCUUGCGUACAGUUUUUGUUUUUUUUUUGACAUGAUUUCUUUCCUUUGAGAAUUCAUCCAUGUAGUGAAGCAUUGGAUGUCCCUAUUGUUGUAUAUAUCACACCAACAUUCAGAACAAUGAAUAAAAAGUAGAAGGCACAAAAAGGGAAAAGCACAGAAGAACGUUUUGUAACUCCAUCUCAUGUACAAACGCUGGAAUUACAGAGCUUCACCACAAAAGGGGCAAUAGCUAAAUUCAG
Molecule: messenger RNA, 2118 nt
Organism: Tripterygium wilfordii
Lineage: Eukaryota; Viridiplantae; Streptophyta; Magnoliopsida; Celastrales; Celastraceae
Product: chlorophyllide a oxygenase, chloroplastic-like
Exons: 10
Coding region: 65-1660 (531 amino acids)
Biological process (GO): chlorophyll biosynthetic process
Cellular component (GO): chloroplast
Molecular function (GO): chlorophyllide a oxygenase activity; 2 iron, 2 sulfur cluster binding; iron ion binding
Source: RefSeq, a predicted model, not a curated record